Molecule: messenger RNA, 1054 nt
Organism: Gorilla gorilla gorilla (western lowland gorilla)
Lineage: Eukaryota; Metazoa; Chordata; Mammalia; Primates; Hominidae
Gene: MESD
Product: mesoderm development LRP chaperone
Exons: 3
Coding region: 98-799 (233 amino acids)
Biological process (GO): protein folding
Molecular function (GO): low-density lipoprotein particle receptor binding
Source: RefSeq, a predicted model, not a curated record
GGGCCUCGGAAAGGCGGAGAGGAAGGCGUGUGGAAGGCGGGGUCCAGCCCGCGCAGGUCGGGUAAGCGCGUCUACGGCGCUGCGCGGCGCGGCGAAAAUGGCGGUUUCUAGGUGGGCGCGCAAGGCCGUGGUCUUGCUUUGUGCCUCUGACCUGCUGCUGCUGCUGCUGCUACCACCGCCUGGGUCCUGCGCGGCCGAAGGCUCGCCCGGGACGCCCGACGAGUCUACCCCACCUCCCCGGAAGAAGAAGAAGGAUAUUCGCGAUUACAAUGAUGCAGACAUGGCGCGUCUUCUGGAGCAAUGGGAGAAAGAUGAUGACAUUGAAGAAGGAGAUCUUCCAGAGCACAAGAGACCUUCAGCACCUGUCGACUUCUCAAAGAUAGACCCAAGCAAGCCUGAAAGCAUAUUGAAAAUGACGAAAAAAGGGAAGACUCUCAUGAUGUUUGUCACUGUAUCAGGAAGCCCUACUGAGAAGGAGACAGAGGAAAUUACGAGCCUCUGGCAGGGCAGCCUUUUCAAUGCCAACUAUGACGUCCAGAGGUUCAUUGUGGGAUCAGACCGUGCUAUCUUCAUGCUUCGCGAUGGGAGCUACGCCUGGGAGAUCAAGGACUUUUUGGUCGGUCAAGACAGGUGUGCUGAUGUAACUCUGGAGGGCCAGGUGUACCCUGGCAAAGGAGGAGGAAGCAAAGAGAAAAAUAAAACAAAGCAAGACAAGGGCAAAAAAAAGAAGGAAGGAGAUCUGAAAUCUCGGUCUUCCAAAGAAGAAAAUCGAGCUGGGAAUAAAAGAGAAGACCUGUGAUGGGGCAGCAGUGACGUGCUGUGGGGGGACAGGUGGACAUGGAGAGCUCUUUGCCCAGCUCCUGGGGUGGGAGUGGUCUCAGGCAACUGCACACCGGAUGACAUUCUAGUGUCUUCUAGAAAGGGUCUGCCACAUGACCAGUUUAUGGUCAAAGAAUUACUGCUUAAUAGGCUUCAAGUAAGAAGACAGAUGUUUUCUAAUUAAUACUGGACACUGACAAAUUCAUGUUUACUAUAAAAUCUCCUUACAUGGAAA